This is a messenger RNA of Manis pentadactyla (Chinese pangolin), 8781 nucleotides long. RefSeq names its product low density lipoprotein receptor class A domain containing 4 (gene LDLRAD4). The coding region runs from base 1526 to 2446 and encodes 306 amino acids. Lineage: Eukaryota; Metazoa; Chordata; Mammalia; Pholidota; Manidae. Gene Ontology annotation, cellular component: Golgi membrane; early endosome membrane. Gene Ontology annotation, molecular function: R-SMAD binding. Gene Ontology annotation, biological process: negative regulation of transforming growth factor beta receptor signaling pathway. The transcript has 7 exons. The record is from RefSeq and is a predicted model, not a curated record.
UCUUAAAGAGCCCCGUCGCACCGCGCCCCCCCAACACCCCCUCGGCCCGCCGCGCAGCCCCAGCGGCCGCCCCGCACCCGCGCUUCUCCCGGCGACCGGCGGGGCGGGGAGCCCGGCGAGCCGCACUGCGGGCGGGCCCGCGUCUCCGUUCCCGAGGGCGGCCGCAGGUGAGUGCGGACCCGAGGUGGCUGCUGUGGUCUCGGCGUCCGGCCCAAGUUCAGCGCGGCGCUGGGGCCGGAGGCGGGUAGGAGGAGGGGCGGGGGACGCGGGGACAGGACGCUCCGUGAACUGGACGCUGGCGAGCCUGCGCCGUCGGCUGGGGCCGGAGGGAGCGGCCCGGCACCGUGCGUCCUACCCACUCCGGCGAGUUCCCCAGAGACAAACGUGCGAGGUCAGUGCGGCGGUAUAGCUGGUGGGCACGGCAGGCGUGGGGAGGGCGGCUCCGUCGUCUUUGCGGGGCGCUCUGCCGGAGGACCAGGGCAGACCCCCGCCCCACUCUGUGUUCUCUUUCCCGGCGCCCCAGCGCGGGGUCCUGCGCGGCUGCAGGACAGAAUUCAGUGCCGCUGGGAGGCGAGGAGGGGGACCGUGUGCACUGCCCAACUGAGGUCUCGUUCCCUCGGGCCGCCGGCGAACCGCUGUAUGCUGGGGGCUGGAGGUCAGCGGCAAGCGGAAAGAUUGUACCGGAUCUUGCGGGGGAGUUUGCGGGAAGGAAGGGGGCGGGAGCGACCAAGCCCAGCACUCAGAGUCCUGCAGCUGUGCGCUCUGCAGACCCGCCUCGCCCGGCGCCCCGGGUUCCCUGCUUGUUGACUUGGGAGCGGAACCGUCCUGAGCCCCUGGCGUGGGCCGGGAAGCCGAUUGUGCCGAGCGGUCUGCUGUGACACUUAGGCUAGGUCUCCGGGCCCCGGAGGAAGCAGGCGGUGCUGGAUUUCUCUUUGACCCUCAUUGUGGAAUAAACAGGAAGCAAUGAGCACCCAGCCCGGCCGGCACUUGCCUUUGUUGUGGGGUCUGCCUGGCCCGGCGCAGUUCAAGCCUUAUAUUUGUAACACCAGACUGCUGUCUUCUGAUCAGACCAUUUUCAAGAGCUGACAUCAGUUUUCAUACAGUUUAAACGCAAGGGGAGAGACAAGUGCAGAGCUGCAGCUGAGACCAUACUGAGCUCUCUUGGAGCAGCAGAGACCCAUGCAGGACGCUACUGACGGCUGAGGAGGCCCUGACUCUGAGGCAGGACAGCAGUCUUGGCAGGACAGCCUCCUUCACUGCCAUGCUCACCAUGGCCUCCGCUCUCUGGCUGGACGGCUGACGCGCCCCUGUGCCCUAGGUGCUGCUGGACUGGGUGCCGCCCCAGUUUCCACCUGCGCUCAGGGUGUAGGAGUAGGCAGGUGGGCUUCAGAUGUUACCAAGAGUCAGUGAGGGCCAAGCAAUGGACUCCGAUGAGCUAAGAUGGAAGUGACCUGAGGCCUUGCCCAGGCGGCUUACUCUCAACAGGACAGCUUGAGAGUUGGGCACAGGCUUGUCCGGGAGCAGUAUGCAGGAGGCUGGUUUUCAGGCCACACGUGCUUUCACAGAGUGCAAGUUCACCUGCACCAGCGGUAAGUGCUUGUCUCUUGGCUCACUGGUCUGUAACCAGGAAAAUGACUGUGGGGACAACAGUGAUGAAGAAAACUGUCUCCUGGUGACUGAACAUCCACCUCCAAGCAUCUUCAACUCGGAGCUGGAGUUCGCCCAGAUCAUCAUCAUAGUCGUAGUAGUCACAGUGAUGGUCAUAGUCAUCGUCUGCCUGCUGAAUCAUUACAAAGUCUCCACACGGUCCUUCAUCCAUCGCCCGAGUCAGAGCCGGAGGCAAGAGGACGGGCUGCAGCCGGAAGGGCACCUGUGGCCUUCAGACAGCUCCCGGCCCCGGCCAGUUCCCUCAGAGAUCAUGUAUGCCCCACGCUCCAGGGACAGGUUUCCUGCCCCAUCCUUUAUCCAGAGGGAUCGGUUCAGCCGCUUCCAGCCCACCUAUCCCUAUGUGCAGCAUGAAAUUGACCUUCCUCCCACCAUCUCCCUGUCUGACGGGGAGGAGCCACCUCCUUACCAGGGGCCCUGUGCGCUGCAACUCAGGGACCCUGAACAGCAGAUGGAACUCAACCGAGAAUCUGUGAGGGCCCCACCCAACCGAACCAUAUUUGACAGUGAUUUAAUAGAUGUUUCUGUGUACAGUGGGGGCCCGUGCCCACCCAGCAGCAACUCGGGCAUCAGUGCCAGCAUGUGCAGCAGUGGUGGGAGGAUGGAGGGGCCACCCCCGACCUACAGCGAGGUGAUGGGCCACUACCCAGGCGCCUCCUUCUUCCACCACCAGCACAGCCACGUGCACAGGGGCAGCAGACUGCCGUUCCAGCGGGACAGCUCGGGGAGCACCGUGGUGCCCUUCCCGGUUAAAGACAGGAAGCCUGGGGACCUUGUCUGAUGCUCAACGGCGCAAGUGGAGGAGAAUGCCACCCAGGAGAGAGGGGGCUGUGCUGCCCCUCUGCGCCUGGGCACGUGCUAUUCAGUUUUAACGUGCUACAACUGAGUAAAGCCAAAUGUGCAAAUGUGGUCUUUGUUUCUGAUUCCUUUCAGGGGAACUGCAUGCAGAAGAGACUGAAAUAAUACAAACUUCCACCCUGUCUGACCGCAAACAGUGUUUAUUGGGGGCAGGCGUUGGGGGCAGGGGAUGGUUUUGGCAAAGGGUGGGUGUGGGAACGCAGAGAAAGGGAUACUUGGAAGCUGUUGUGAAGUAAAACCCACAGAGGCACCUGAUGUAUUUAACAUGAAGGCAGAUUUUGCAGAGAAAGAGGCCCAAAUGGCCUUUUUCAUAACCAACUGAUAAGGGUACACUAUUAUAUAUCACCCCAGGAAGAAUUGGCCAGUUUGCUUUUUCUCCCAAGGUGUGGAGCUCUUAUUUUGUUCUAAAAAUAUGAUUCAAAAUUUCUGUUUUGUGUGCUCAGAAAUAAAGAGGGGGGAGUUAGAUGAGCGCACGGAGUUGAUGUGUGUUGUGGUGGUGUGGUCGAAGUUGCACCACCUUAAUGUUCAAACUCCCUGGGAGGGGGCUCUUUCACAGGAAGCUGUGUGCGCUGCCUCUUCUCCCGUGGAUGAGUGCUAGGCAGAACAGCCUGGAGGGCUCCCUUAAUCCUGCCGGAGGUAGCCUAACCCCUGCUGCCUUUGUCAGUCAGGAAAGUCAUCACCAGAGCUCUGGGAGACUUUUGGAUGGAAGAUAGCAAGUGCUGAAUUCCCGCAUUCCUGACCUGUUGAGUCCCUCUGCCAGCCUUCGGCUGCCUACCUUAUUAAAUUGAACCCAACACAUGCAUUUAUGUGCCCUCCAACAGUGCAGUUUCUUCGGUAGUGUAGUUUUUUUUCCCCUGUGGCAUGAAAUACACUCAGAUACAUACAUAAUUUUAUGCAAUAAAUUGUUUAAGAUGCAAGGUGGUUACUUUUAAUACUGCUGACACCUGUGACUUCUCAGUGUGUUCCCAUUGUGUCUUUCCUUUCCCAGGUAGUUCAGGUCAGGCAGGGCGGCUGCUUGGUGCUGCCAAGGCUCCCAUGCAGCCACCUGGCCUUGGCAUGAGGGUUUGGCAGUGGGCUCUUUAGGCACAGGAAGCCCCUGGAGGUGACUGAGGAGCGCCAUGUUGCCAGGCAUGGUAAGCCACUGCACACCACUAGUGCGGUACAGCCCUCUAGCAGGAAUGCAGCACUCGGAACCUACCCAGUGCCUGUGGGAGCCUGCUCAUUCUCUGCAGUGGUGGCCAGAGCUGGACAAUCAGUGACAAACCAGAGCAGGGCUGGGAGCGACUCUCAGAGCACAGGAUAAAAAGCACAAUGUGCAGUAAGAAAAUGCAACUAGACAACUAAUUUUAAAUACUAUUGAAUGUCUUAGUCUUAAUCCCGAUAUUUGCAAACAUCCAUUCUUAUGUAAAACACCUUUCUUCUGAAAGUCAGCAUGGCCAGUGGCUCCACAGUAGUGGCCCUGGGAGGGCUCAUCUGUGGCAGCUACCCACCCGGGGCAAUUAUGCCCUCCAGCAUGAAACAGUGUUUGGGGUGCCAUCGCUAAGCACCGUGGACUGCAACUGUCUGAGGAUCUAAGCAGCGACAGCCCGUGAAGGCCUGUGUGUGGGCUGAGCUGGAGAAGUCCAUGUCCUGUCCACUGCCCCUUGCUGUUUUAUGCUGUUUCUGUUGGUUGCAAGGUAGCUGGGUUUUGUUUUGUCUUGGGGAUUGGACCCUGCAUUAGAUUCUCCCAUGCCACACAGUAACUUCCACAGAACUAGCUAGGCUCUUAAAAGGAGAAAGAAAAGGGGCAACAGUUGUCACUCGUGCUUCAGACCCUGUCUGAAGUGUGUCCACCGAGGGCUUCAGUGGGGGUCCCAGCCAGGCAGGCCUGCGCCCUCCAGCCCCCCCACCAACCUGCUCACUGCUCUUGGAGCCAGCUGUGCUCAACGGAGGCAGGUGUCUCCUGGCGGGGAGCCUCACCUCACCCUGGCAGCUGAAGAUGAGGAACCUUGUCCCAGUGGUGGAGGCUUGGGGCAGGUCAUUGCUGGAUUGUCCCCUCAGUUGCAAAGUGGGGUUAGCUAAUGAUGUCAUCCUUCCAAACCUUGCCUGUAAUUCUGGUAAAGUGGGUGAAACCCAUCCCGUAGCUCAAAAUGGUUUUACAAUGCUUAUUUUUCUACCUGCUACAAGAAUGAGCCAUGGUUAGAAACCUGUACAUUCUUUAGUCACUUUAGAAGUAUAUGAACAUUCUGCAGAUGUCCACAGUAUUGGCAAAAUAAUUAUUUAAUUCAAAUAACCUUAAUCGUCCGAGAAAACAGAUUCCUUCCCACUCAGCCUAAAGAAUUGCCCUUUGAGUUAAAUAGUUAAAGACACAGUCACAUCAACCAUGGCUUGAUUGGUCUUUGAGGAUCUUCAAUAAUGACUUCGUUUAAAAGCCAAGGUCAUCAGUUGAAAAGUAAUAGUCAGUUUCCCCUUGACAUAAGAAAAAGGUGAUUGAGAGCAGAGGCUCUUGAAGGUUGUGGCUAGCCUGUUUGCACAGUGCUGCCCCUCGCUGCCUGGUGUGGGAAAGGAGACUAUGGGGACGCAGUCUGCACAGCAGGCCUGAUACCCAGGAGCCAACAUGCUCACAGAACCCAGGCUCCAGUUUAGAAACUGGUGGGUCAGGCAGUCAGGAAUAGGCUUAGGAGUUCAGUAGAGCAUUUAAAAAAUGGAUCACAGUGUUCAAAAGGACAGCUGGUGGGAACUGAUACUCCUGGGCAUCCUGCUGUCCAUUUGUCCCGUUUGUCCAUUGUCCCAGGGACUUCCAGGAGCAUGAAGCCCAAGGUGUGUUGAGUCCCAUUUAUAGCAGCACAAAGUUCAGGCAGAUAGCUUCUUUUUCAGUAAGUGUAGCGUUCUUCAGAUACUGAAGCAGUCCUUGGUACAAGAUAUUUUGCUAAACAAAUUAAGCAUUUAAAAGUGGAUCUAUUCUUUGAGUCACUAACCAAACAUAAUGCCAAAGAAGCUUGGCAAGCUUACCCUGCAUUCUCUCCAAGAUGUGUAUGGACACACAGCCCAUGAGAAACUUCAAGAUAGCGGAAGGACUAUACUUAAGUCCACAAAUUUCAGCUCAAGGUUAUGGGAGAGGAAGUGGAGCCAGCAGGACAGGGGCCUCAGCACAUGGGGCAUGUGGUUCACAUGACCUGACUUCCCAGAGCUCCACGCUGUCCCCUUCGUUUGCCAUCAUGAGAAGGAGAAGGGCCCAGAAGGCAAGUCCUUUUAAAAGGGUUGUGCUUCUCUGCUCCGAUCCCUGCUUCUCCUAGAGCCAGCCUGCCCUGUGACAGGGCACCUUGCGGCCUGUCUGCCCCACCGGGAGACCCAGGCGCCACAGCCCCCAUGGGGCAAGCCCGGUGAGUGCAGUACCGAUGACCCCAGCUGGUAGCUUCACCCUUCAUUUUCUUAAAAUUCCUAAGCUCAGCAGUGUACGAAGGGAAAAACUGGGAAGGAUACUUGGGUUUUGUUAACUGUUUGUUUGAUUUUGUCUAUGUGACUAAAACAGAAAAAACACCAGUGCUUGGCACCAAGCCUUUGUAGGUGACAUAGGCCCCCUCCUAGCUUUCCUUCGGUGUUCCCAACCCCAGGGGACAGCAGGGCUGAGGCUCACCUGGUCUGACAGGCCUUGAGGACCAUUGAGAAAGUCAUGGUUGGGUGACACGCUAGCAAGUCUCCACAGAGACUGUGUCUAACCAGUCACAGAGCAAGAAGCCUUGCAUCCCCCAAAUCACAGACAAUGGUCUUGAUUGCUGGGUGCCAGCCCCGCUGGGCAUGGGUUCCAAGCAGGCCCUCUUGUCCAGGCCCCAAGCGGCCAGCAUGAAAGACUCCCCGAGCUGGAGUCACCACCUCAGCUUAGGUAACUUCACCUCCCAUAGAGCUGCAUCUUUUGCAUAGUCCAAGUGUAUAGUUUGCUGCCAGGAUCAGGCAGUCAGGCUGCAGUGUCAGGGAGCUGGUGAGUAGUUGGGAGGCCUUGCUGGGCGAGCACCGUCUUCCUUCAGUCCUGUCCCCGCCUUUCGGUGUGCUCAUUUACUGUACACGGGGGACUGAACUGCAGACUUCGAUGCGCAAACUUGUGUGCUGUGUGGAUCCCUAUUCAUUUUCGAGCUCUGCAUGUCAGGAGUUUUAAAGCAACCCAUCCACUUCCAGCAGACUCGGGGAGCUGGGGCCCUACCAGCGCCAUGCUCUGCUGUCACCUUUGUCGUGCCUCACUUACAAUGGUGCUUUAUCAGCCAUCCGUCUUUCCUUGUGUUUUAUUUGUAAGGUGCUGUAUAUAACUUGAAUAUAUUAUGCACAUAUCCUACCCAAUGGGUAGAACAAAAAAAUUGUUAAUAUUGUAAUAUAAUGUAUAGAUACGAAUUUUAACAGAAAUGGCAUAGAAUUUGUGAAUGCCUAUGUGCUUUGUCCUCUUUUGUAAGGAAAUUUGCAAAUGUAUGCAUACAGAUAAAAGUCUGUGCAGUUUAUUUUCCUAUUAAAUAUCAAUAUAAUAACACAAGGAAAAGAAGUCUGAACAAGUAAGCCACGGUUUAUGACCAGCAUAUGUAUAGCAAUCGAGAGCUGCAUCUUUGCUAUGAAAACACUUUUGAAAUACUAAUUUUAAAAAAUCCCACAGCUUUUGGGUUGCCACUAUAUGCUUCUUAAUCUCUUUAGUAAUGCUCAGUUGGACCAGUGUGUGUUAGAAAAAAAAUUGAUUUUUCAAUUUGCUUUAUGAAAAGACAUUAUCUCAUGUUACAGAAUAAUGAAGAUGGCAGAUCCAGGGAAAAGUGCACAUUUUGUUAAAAUUGCAAAAAUUAUGUCAGAGUAAAUAAUGGCCUACAGCAGAGGACUUUGUUCAGCAUAGAGCUAACCUUCCCAUAAGGUCCCAAGUUUCUCUGGGCCUUUCUCUUUGGAAAAACUGAAGCUGUGGAGUCAAUGAACUACCAGUAGUUUGUAGGGACAGAAUACCUUGGGAAAGCGAAUGCACUGAACACUGCCCUUCAUAGAAACUGUCUCGUUUUGGGUUAUCAUUAGUAGAGAUAUAGCUAGCAGCCAGAGAAUCUUACAUUCAUUCCUGUUGCUGUCUCAUGGUGAUCUCAACCCAAAAACAAGCCUGGUUUUGCCAUCAGUGAGGGUCACAUUUUCAGCUGCAUGUUAUCACACUGCUUACUCAUCAUCUACUUCCAGUUCAGUUUUUAGUGUCUGUGACUUCUGCUUUUAUCUUAGUAUUUUCACAUUAUGAACAGAAAUGCCUACAAUGUUUCACUAAAACCACUAUUGAACCAUGGGUGUCUGCGUCCUUUCCAAUGUUGUCUGUGAAGACAAUCGUGAGGUUUCGCCUCUCCAAUCCAUUUCUAUUUCAUUGUCAUCAGAGGGUAAUUCUAAUAACUCCACAUUGUUAAUUUACUGUGUGGUGUAUGUUGUGAUUUUAAAAAUCACUACAGGAUCAUUACCUUAACCUCCACAAAACAAAUUACCAAUUAAUGAGCUGACUAAAAAGUCAGCCUUUUUUUUAUAAUGUUCUGAAAGGACCUUGAAAAGAGAAUUAUCUCACGUGCUCUGUCCACCCAGCACGUUGUCUGCUGUGCUGCAGGGGCCCCCUCAGGAUCAGUACUGAGAACGGAGGCUCCUUUGGCCAGAAACACCCCACCCUGCUCCGGGUUCCAUCUCUUGGGAGAACUGUUGGGCAUGCGUGUCAUCGGAGAAUGUUCUAGACUCAGAGGUUACUAAAAUUUGUUACCAUGCCAUUGCUUCCUUUCUACAGAACUAAUGAGGCUUAAACUUCAUUGUUAAUGAUGCUGGUUCAUUUUGAUGUGCUUGUUGGUAUAUUGCUAUUUUUCAUUCCAUAGCUUUCAAAAAUCCCAUUUUCUAAUUGUACACUUGUCUAGUUUAAAGCUACUUCAAAAUACUGCUCAUAGUGUUUAUUAGUUAAUUUUUAUUAUAAUGCAGCCUACUAAAAAAGUACAACUGUAUUGGAACUUUUCAACGGUUCAUAUGUGACCUGAUAAUUAGACGUCAUUAAGGUAUCUAACAGCGAUUUGUGCUUUCGUUUCAACACAAUUCCCAGUUACACACAGAAAAAGGUUUUCAGCUAUUGUGUAUUUGCCUCUUUUAACUCAACAGUGGUGAUGUAGGUCUUGGAACUGAAGUCUGCAAUCACAAUACUUUUAAAGAAAGAUGUUGCUCUAAGUGCUGUUAGUUAUGAAAUCAGCUUUUGCUGCUUGUUCUUAAUGUUGUGGUCAAACCACAGCACAAAAUCAUUAAAAAUAACCAGUGAUA